Molecule: messenger RNA, 423 nt
Organism: Mesoplodon densirostris (Blainville's beaked whale)
Lineage: Eukaryota; Metazoa; Chordata; Mammalia; Artiodactyla; Ziphiidae
Gene: SYCN
Product: syncollin
Exons: 1
Coding region: 1-423 (140 amino acids)
Biological process (GO): exocytosis
Cellular component (GO): secretory granule membrane
Source: RefSeq, a predicted model, not a curated record
AUGUUCCCUCUGUGCUCACUGCUGCUGGCCUUGGCCCUGGCGGCCGUCCCCGGCGUCCGUGGCGCCUGCCCGGAACCCUCCGACCUCAAGAAGGCCAACGGGACGCGCACGUGCGCCAAGGUCUACGACAAGAGCGACCCCUACUAUAGUGGCUGCUGCAGCGGCGCCGAGCUGUCGUUGAAGCCGGGCACCGACCUGCCCUACCUGCCCUCUGGCUGGACGAACGUCAUCUCGUCCCUCGUGGUGGCCCCUCGCUGCGAGCUCACCGUGUGGUCCUCUCGCGGCAAGGCCGGCAAGACGCACAAAUUCUCGUCCGGCAGCUACCCGCGCCUGGAAGAGUACCGCCGCGGCAUCUUCGGGGACUGGUCCAACUGCAUCUCCUCGCUCUACUGCAGGUGCCCGCCCGCCGGCCCGUGCCCCUAG